Messenger RNA from Penicillium subrubescens, 750 nucleotides. RefSeq names its product alpha/beta fold hydrolase. Bases 1 to 750 code for a protein of 249 amino acids. NCBI's taxonomy places the organism in Eukaryota, Fungi, Ascomycota, Eurotiomycetes, Eurotiales, Aspergillaceae. The record is from RefSeq and is a predicted model, not a curated record. The transcript has a single exon.
AUGACCGACAUAGUCAACAAACCAACCAUCCUCCUCAUCCACGGGGCUUUCACUACAGCCGCCGACUGGCAAUCUGUGAUAUCCCACCUCGGCCAGUCCUUCCACAUUCUAGCCCCCGAUCUCCCCGGUCAUGGAUCAGCCGGUGGAACAUUUACUCUCGACAACGCAGCCGACGCACUAUACACGCUGAUCCAAAAAUCAGCGGUUAGCAAAAAAGCCCACAUUGUCGGUCACAGCCUAGGAGCUCAAGUCGCCAUCCGACUCGCCGAAAAAUACCCCAGCGUAGUCGAUCAUAUGGCUGUCUCCGGAUUCGAGAUAUACCCAUCACUACCAUCAAGCGACCGACUAUCUUAUAUUCUAUGGACGAUGAGUCGUGUAGAGAAUCUCGUCCCACGACCGGUGAUUAGAUGGCUCAUGGAUGGGACGGACAUAGGCCGGCAUUCGCCCUCGCUGGAGCUUUGUCGUCAGGUUGCGGAGAAUAUGAAGAUAGCCAGGUAUCCGGCUGCUUGGCCUGCGCCUACGUUGAUCAUUGCUGCGGGUCGGGGAGGGCUGGUUCCUUCUUAUGACCAUCCUGAAGAUGCUAAGAAAUUGGCUUCUAUUGGUCAUGAGAUGAAUGAUAAGACGUUGGCUGUCACUCAUCCUCUGAUGAGGCAUCCGUGGAAUCGGCAAAAUCCGCUGUUGUUUGCGAAUACCGUUCGAGGGUGGAUUGGGGGGGAUUAUAGUGUGCCAGUGGGCUUUGAGCGUCUCUGA